GAGGGAGUUAAUGAUGUGUGCGAGAGAGAGAGAGAGAGAGAUAUAGAGAGAGAGAGAGAGAGAGAGAGAGAGAGAGAGAGACGUGCAGGUUUGUCUGCGGUCGGAACAGUAGCGCACAUGCAGGCUGAAACAUGGAUCAUUAUACUCGCUUCCCUGCUGUUCUCUUGAGAGACGCGCUAUAUUGUGGAAACUAGGAUAUUUGGAUCAACUGUCUGCCGGAAUCAACUUUAUACCCUUCUCAAAAUGGAAUCGCUGUGUUUUGGCGUGUCGAUCUUCUGGUUUGUGCUUGUCGGGGGAAACAGAUCGGCCAGGGCCAUGCCGACUGAUAUUGGGGACUAUGUGGGCACAGACAUUGAAAUCUCCUGGUUGCCUAAUCUGGAUGAAUUAAUGAAAGGCUAUGCUCGAAACUUUCGCCCAGGGAUCGGAGGACCGCCUGUAAAUGUGGCCAUGGCUAUUGAAGUAGCCAGCAUUGAUCAUAUCUCAGAGGCCAACAUGGAGUACACCAUGACAAUAUUUCUGCGUCAGAGCUGGAGAGACGAUCGUCUUUCCUACAACCACACAAACAAGACCCUGGGUCUGGACAGCCGCUUUGUAGAUAAACUUUGGUUACCAGACACAUUCAUUGUGAAUGCCAAAUCCGCCUGGUUUCAUGAUGUUACAGUGGAGAACAAACUCAUACGGCUGCAGCCUGAUGGAGUCAUUCUGUACAGCAGCCGAAUUACAUCUACAGUGGCCUGUGACAUGGACCUUACCAAGUAUCCAAUGGAUGAACAGGAAUGCAUGCUGGACCUGGAGAGUUAUGGCUACUCUUCAGAGGACAUCGUAUAUCACUGGUCAGACAGUCAGAUACACAUCCACGGCCUGGACAAACUGGAGCUGUCUCAGUUCACCAUCACAGAUUACCACUUCGUCACAGAGAUGAUGAACUUUAAAUCCGCUGGGCGAUUUCCACGCCUUAGCUUACGUUUCCAGCUGAGGCGUAACCGAGGAGUUUACAUCAUCCAGUCCUACAUGCCCUCCAUCCUAUUGGUUGCCAUGUCGUGGGUCUCUUUCUGGAUCAGCCAAUCAGCUGUGCCGGCAAGAGUGUCUUUAGGUAUCACCACGGUGCUCACCAUGACAACGCUGAUGGUCAGCGCUCGUUCAUCGUUGCCGCGUGCCUCUGCCAUCAAAGCUCUGGACGUGUACUUCUGGAUCUGCUAUGUGUUUGUGUUUGCUGCCUUGAUCGAGUAUGCUUUUGCUCACUAUAAUGCAGACUACAGCAAGAAGGAGAAAGCCAAAGUCAAGACAAACAAGAGUGCAGAGUCUAUGGUGAAGAAUGGAAAGCAGGCCAUGGUUCUGUUCUCUCUGUCUGUGGCUGGCAUGAACCAGGGCCUCCUGAUCUCAAACAGGCAGAAUCGAUCCCAGCGCUCCACCGAGACUACUGCAGAAGCAGCAGAGGAGAGUGAGUUGCGUCCCCCUCAGUCCCGUCGAGCUCAGAAGGAAGACAGCGAGGGGAAGAAAUGCUGCAAGUGUAAACCCAUUGAUGCGGACACCAUCGAUAUCUACGCUCGCGCUGUCUUCCCCUUCACCUUCGCUGUGGUUAAUGUAAUUUACUGGGUGGCGUACACAAUGUGAAUGAGUGCUGCAUGUACAGUACUGUAUAUCCAUCAAUAAACUGAUGUGCCACCACUUGAGAUUAUGAUGAUACAGGAAUAUCUACAGUACAUUAUUAAACUAGAAUGUGAUUUCAUGAGUAUUCAUGUUUUUGUACGUGAAGUUUGGUUCUAGCACAUUUACAUUUUCAUGAGUUUGCGUAGACACUGAAACAAACAGUAAUGUAACGUAAGCCCUUUUACUUGUUUACAACUUUAGAGACUUACAAAUAUUAACAAAUAAUUUGAGGUUCACUGAAUAUUGAGUUAAUUGGUGGAUUUAAUUUUUUAUAGUAGGGCUGUCGAUUUAACACAUUCAUUAUAUAUUUAUAUAUAUUAUAGAAUGAUAAAUUCAGUUACAAAAUGGAUUGUUCAAUGAAAAGGGAAAUAAAUAAAAAAAACAAUAUUGACUUCUAAAGCCACUUUGUAUUUUCUAAUCGAUGCUUUACUCAUCUGCCACAAUAAUAAAAAUGUAUUUUAAUUUUCCGAAUUAUUCUGUUUAUUAUAUAUAUAUAUUCUGUUUAUAAUUGUUUAACCCUUGUGCGCCAAUUUAAAAAAAGUUACUCCGAGGUCCUUAGAGGACAAAUGUCUGCAUCAAAAAACUGCUGGAAGAAUGUAAUAUAUAAAUAUUUUCCACUUUCACUGACUUUUUUAACCAACAUCAGUCCUGAUCAUAACUACCAAAUAUUAAUUUUUCAGCCAGUUUGUUUACAUAAUGCCACUGUUGUUUUUUACACACAUACACACAUUUCUCAAUACACACAUACAAAACACACUCUGACAUCCAUACCAAUACACCCACACAAUUUUAGCUGCAUCAUUUUUUCAAUUGGCCUGCAGUGCUCUAUAAUAUAGCAAACGGAAAAUAGGGAAAAAGCAUGUAUUUGCUCCAUAGGCUAAACAUGAGAAAAAUGGUGCCAUAUGGUGGAAAAUAUAAAACAUUUACAUUUUGAAGCCAGGGCUCUGGAAUGAAAGCAUAAUAUCAUAGAAUUCAUAAUUUUAUGCUUUAAUGGCACUGGGAUUAUUGCAGGUUUCAAUGGGGACAUUUUUGUCCUGAAGGUCCUGAGUGAAACUAUUUUGUGUACACAGUGUAUUAUAGAUGUAUUAUAGGAACUGAGGUUGAAAUAUCAAAAUUCCCCAGAAAAUACACACCUUUGGCAAAAUGUAUGCCGUUAGCAUUAACACAGACAAAAUGACAGAAAAAAUGAAAAUGAAAAAGACAAAAAUGUCCAGAAGGUUGCACAAGGAUUAAAUAUAACUAUUUAUAAUUAUUUCAUUAUUAUAUUUUACAUUCUUUUUAUUUGGGGGCCUUUCUUGGGAAAUAUUGAUACGUGAUUCAUUGCAAUUAAUUCAAAUCAACAUAUCAUGUGAUUAAUUUGACAUCCAUAACUCUAAAGUAAUCUCUAAAGAUGUAGCCUACGUUUUACAUCGUUUCAGUGUCUAUCCAAAUAUACAAAAAUAAGUGUGUAGACUUUACGUGCAAAUACAUGUGAAUUAGAUCACCCUGCAUUUAUUUGUAUAAUUAUAUGGACUGAUGUAGACUUUAGAAUACACUGAAUGCAUUAUAUUAAAUUAGAUUUGUUUUGGGGAGUAUUGCAUUUCAAGGAGACUGACACAUAGUCUGCAUCUUUGCAACGACACUUUGUUGCUUUAAAAAGACAUUCUUCUACAUUAAUGCUCUUAGUUGCCAUUUAGGCCAAAAGAAAAUACUCUGCACAAGUACACGAGCCUUUGCAGGCAGGCUGUUCUGAGCAUAUAUUCUAGUGUUAUUGUGGUGAUAAUAAACCUUAGUACUCAAGGGGGGAUAUAUUUACCUUCAAAUGUCUGUGCCAUUAAUCCGAAUAUUUAUUACAGAGUAAUUGAAUUAUUACUGAGACAGCUAGCUGUAAACAACAGCAUAGUGUCAACAGUUUAACUUCAUUGCUCAGCAAGAUUCUUUUCAUACUGUUGACAUUAGUUGAAUUGAAAGAUAAAACAGUUGCCGAAACACUGAAAUGCUGUGGGUACUUACGUUGUGUAUGAAUUUUGCUCGGACACAUUUCUGAUCACAACAACAUGUGAAAUUGAGCUGGCGUACCUAGAAGCAUCUGCUUUCACGUACGUGCCAAGAGGUUUUUUCAGGCCUCAAUUUCUUUAUCCUGUUUUCAUCUUCAUAAUAUUUGCACCAGAAUGGACUUUCUCUUGGUUCUGAAAUGAAUGGUCUUAAACUUGGCAUGAAAUGGAAAUUUGCCCUAUCUAUUUUCUAAAUGCAUGUUAUUGAUCUUAUUGUGAACGAUUCAUCCAUGCACAUGUUUUAUUUAUAUUUUUAUUUAUUUUUUGACCUCGUAAUCUUUAAUCAAAAUGUAAUAACUCGAUCUUCCGGUGAAACGACAGACUUCUCUCUGGUGACGUAUGCAGGACUUCUCCAAUCGUUUAGUCCGCUUAAACCCUUCCCCUUCCUAAUAAAUACCACAACCUUGCGUAGAGUUGAACGAAGUGUCAGUCGCAUGUUGGUGAAGAUGUCAUGGUGUAUUUUCAUCUGUUUUCCUUCAAAACUAUCGUUCCUUAACCCAAAUUUCCUUGGUUACGAGUCAGCUGGCUUGAAUUUACAUUUCGAAUAAGGAGGAAUAACGGUGAAUUUGCGAUUGUGUUCGAGGUGAUCACUAAUGAAUACAACACUUCGGAUGCCUCUGGAGUUUAUUUAUAUUUUUGGGAUGCACAGCACGAGUAAGUGUUUUUUUCCUUUAUAUUUAGUGUAUUGUGAUUAAAAUAUGGCUAUCUUUUGCUCACUCGUUUUUCAACGGCUUUAGCCUCUUCAUAAGCAAAGACUGCCAUGUGGUCUUGCAUUAUGUUGUCAGUUUGAUCAUAAAUGUGUUGAGAUCGCUGCUCAAUUUCACAGAUAACCAGCUCUAACUCGGGCAGUACAGUGGUCGGGGUGUGUGUGUCAACUGCAAACUUGCAUUCAGAUGUGCCUCCGUUCCGCUAUGCAAUGCCCAUAUUUUCACAAUCCAAUCAACAACCACUGGAUAAACUCAAAUCCCGCCCUACAUUGUUUUCUUGUUCGAUAAGCUGUUUCACUCGGAUAUACGUCACAAUACGGAAGUAAAGUCGGUCACAACUUCCGUUUCAUGCCGACUUUAAACAAACUUUACUGAAAGACUCUGCUGCUGUCUUCAUCAUCAUUAAAUAUCUGGAAGAAAAUUUCAAGUCUUUUUUCCUUUUAAUGGGAAGUGUAUAUCUGUGUUUUGGAACUACAUGAGGGAGAGUAAAUUAUGACAGAACUGUCAUUUUUAAGUAAGCUUUUCCUUUAACAAAAGUAAAGUCAGCUGGAGAUUUUGUAUGGUGGAAUUAUCAUCGAAACUCAAUUAUGAAACAAGUCAUUUGCCAAAAAAAUAAUAAUAAUAAAAGCGAGACCAGCGUUGGGCUCCAGCAGAUACAUGAAAACAAACGAUCUACAACCAGUCAGGUGUCUGACCUGAAGCCUAGUGGUCAAAACAAGACUUUUGUCUAAAGUCUUUCCAUCGCAUUACACAUGUUCGACCAGCAGAUGUCUCCAGCGAGUCAUUUUACGAAGCCUCACUUUUGGGCCGUGGACAUUUAGAAAAUAAUCUCUCCUAAAACACACUUUAUUGACACACAAGCUUUGUCCACUAACAGUGUCUAUACGUGCAUAACAGGAGAACUAUAAUGCACAAUGUCAUCUCCAUCCAUCUCAAUUUAUGUACUGUAUUGUGUGGUGGAAAUUACAUUUAAAAGAAAUGUUAUAUUUAAAUGACAGACUCAUUUGCCUUUCUAAGGCCAAUUUCAUGGCAUUUUAUGUAUCCUAAAUACAGUUGCAUAUUUUCACA
This is a messenger RNA of Myxocyprinus asiaticus (Chinese sucker), 5458 nucleotides long. Its product is annotated as gamma-aminobutyric acid receptor subunit delta-like. The record is from RefSeq and is a predicted model, not a curated record. Gene Ontology annotation, biological process: monoatomic ion transmembrane transport; signal transduction; regulation of membrane potential. Bases 244 to 1614 code for a protein of 456 amino acids. Gene Ontology annotation, cellular component: membrane; GABA-A receptor complex; synapse. The transcript has 9 exons. Lineage: Eukaryota; Metazoa; Chordata; Actinopteri; Cypriniformes; Catostomidae. Gene Ontology annotation, molecular function: GABA-A receptor activity; neurotransmitter receptor activity; extracellular ligand-gated monoatomic ion channel activity.